AUGGGUAUUGAGGCCACAAAUUACAGUUAUUUAGGAAUAUGGUACACAAAAGAUGAUCAAUCCAGGAGGGUAUGGGUUGCCAAUCCAAACACACCCAUCAAAAACAAUUCCGGAGUGCUCAGAAUGGACACUGCAGGGAGGUUGGUAAUCACCGCCGGAGGGACAACCAUCGUGGUGGUUUCCGACAAAAGCGACGCCAAUGCGGCUGCUACAUUGGAGGAUAAUGGGAACUUUGUGGCAAAGUUUUGA
Ilex paraguariensis (yerba mate) is the source of this 249-nucleotide messenger RNA. The record is from the annotation of a GenBank genome assembly. NCBI's taxonomy places the organism in Eukaryota, Viridiplantae, Streptophyta, Magnoliopsida, Aquifoliales, Aquifoliaceae.